Gambusia affinis (western mosquitofish) is the source of this 4470-nucleotide messenger RNA. Its product is annotated as synaptogyrin-1-like. The transcript is spliced from 4 exons. The record is from RefSeq and is a predicted model, not a curated record. The coding region runs from base 408 to 1109 and encodes 233 amino acids. Lineage: Eukaryota; Metazoa; Chordata; Actinopteri; Cyprinodontiformes; Poeciliidae. Gene Ontology annotation, cellular component: synaptic vesicle membrane; neuromuscular junction.
AGGCGCUCCCGUAGAAAUAACAGGAUUCGCUCAAGGCGUGACGACCGAAGCGCGUUCACGUGGCUGGGCAAUACAGCAUCAUCAAAACACUGAAACACACCUCCAUCCAAACAGCUCAGCUCCUGGCCGGAAUAAACAAAAACACAAAGUAAAGACAAACGAGGGAGAAGAAUAUUGCGCGCUCGAGUGCUUUUAAUUUUAAUUUUUUUCUUUUUUGCAUCAGUCCGGAGCAGGAUUGGGGAAAUUUUUCCGUGUCGACUACCCGGUGGUUCUCUACACCUACCUUGUGCCUUUGAACAAAAAAAAACAACAAAAAAAACACACACACACAGACACACACACACACACAGCGGGGAAGGAGACGGAAUCAUCUGAGAGGCGGCUGUCUAGAGAGGAGGUGGAGGACAAUGGAGGGGAUGCAGGCAUACGGAGCCGGGAAAGCCGGGGGAGCCUUCGACCCUGUCACCUUCCUCCAGCAGCCUCAGACCAUUCUCCGCAUCGUGUCGUGGCUCUUCUCCAUCGUGAUCUUCGGCUGCAUCGCCAACGAGGGCUACAUCAACCGGCCCGAUGAAGUGGAGGAGUACUGCAUCUUCAACCGCAACCAGAACGCCUGUAACUACGGCGUGUUCAUGGGCUCCAUGGCCUUUCUCUGCUGCGUCGCCUUCCUGGUUCUGGACGUCUACUUUCCUCAGAUCAGCAGCGUAAAAGACCGGAAGAAGGCCGUGUUGGCCGACAUCGGGAUUUCAGCGUUUUGGUCGUUCAUGUGGUUUGUGGGUUUCUGCCUUUUGGCCAAUCAGUGGCAGGUGACCAAGCAAGAGGACAACCCCUUGAGAGAGGGAGGCGACGCUGCUCGGGCGGCCAUCACCUUCUCCUUUUUCUCAAUCUUCACCUGGGCGGGCCAAUCAUUCCUCGCCUUCCAGAGAUACAAGCUGGGGGCCGACUCCGCCCUCUUCUCCCACGAAUACACCGACCCCAGCCAGGAUGCGGCCGGAGCGCCCUACACGUCCUUCGGAGGGGACGACUUGGAGAGCCCGGGCGGCGGAGGCGGCCAGCCCAAUAGCGACGGGGCCUUCGACGGCUCCGGAGGCUACCAGCGCCAAGACUACUGAGACGUUGAGGUUCAGAUGUGCUUUGGGAUUGAGAUGUUGUUGCCCAAACAAAACAAAACAAAAAUUCUGAUCUGAAUGAAUAUUUUAGUUGUUUUCUGUCACUGAAAACCACUGCCUCAGACCGACCCUGGUUACGGGUCUCUAAUAAUCGGAGUUUAUGCAAUUCUGAUGAGUAGAUUGGUUUUAAACCGCUGUUUGACACAACGGCUGAAAGUUGACAUGGUAACUCAGACAUGUGGGUUAUGAUCUGUAACAAUUUGUCUCAGAAUUAAUAGUGUGAGAGGAUCAUAUUCUCUACCUUGGUAGAAAAUUUGUAGAGAUUUAUAGAGAUUUUCUACCAAUGGUAGAAAGUAUAACACUAAUCAGAGGGACAGUUUGUACCAAUUACUUUUUCUGACUUUAUUGUGUUGCUUGAUGCUCUCUUCAUAUUUGGAUAUAUUUCUAGAAUAUGUUAAAAGGUUUUAGCACCCCUGGUCAAGAUGGUUUAAAAAGCCUUAAAAUAAAUGAUCAUUAUCUCCAACAUGCUAUUGUUUUUGUUGCAUUCCUCUAUUGGCAACCAUGGAGGACUGUUGUUUGCCUCCCACACUGUCAUGUUUGCUGUGCAUGGUGGUAAAAUAGAGUUGGGAUUAACCUUUUGUUCCUUUUUUAAGCCUUUUAAUUCUUACUCUGAUGGUAGACACGGCCAAGUCCAAACUGGAAUCUGACAGUGAACCUGAGAAGGAUGUUAAAAUUAGGGUGAUGGCAGAGAAUCUGUCAAACCUCAAGAUGUGGAGUUCCUCGUCAAAGAUAAACUGUCAUAACAUCAGCAGAAAUAUGCAAAGAUUUAAUCAGCAAUUACAAGAAAGGUGAGCGCAGCAAUGACAUUCAAGAUUCGCUGAUUAUUAAGGAGGUUACAAAUAAUUUUUGACAAUUGACACAUAGACAAAGACAGAUAAUUCAUAUUUUUCAAAAGUCACACUUUAGAAAAAUUACGACAAUGAAUGUAAUGGAUGUAACUUUACAUCCAUUACAAUGUAAUGUUGUCUGAUCUUUUUACAGAAACUUUUAUGUUUUCUUUCCUAUCAGGAACAAACCUUUAACUUGAAUGUAGAACAAUUAUGGCUAAUUGUUGGCUUAACUGUACUUCUUUAAAUAAGAAGAGUGACAUGAAUCUUCCUUUCAUCAAUGGCACAUUUUCUUUAUUUUUAUCCCCAGAAGGCAGGGCUGAGACUCUUCAUAGAAUUACAUUUAAUAGUCCAAUUAUGGUUUAUAUUAUUUUUUUUAUUGAAUUACACUCUGAAUUAGGAGUUUUAGAAUGUGACAGCCGUUGACAAAUAGUUGAGAUUGGGUCAUUUCUCUUACUCGUUCAUUUGUUGUUGCCAGUCAGGUAUAGUGUAUGCUGUUUCAAUACAGACUUAGCAGAGUUUUUUAAAAAGUGGAUUUAUUAAAGAUUGCUUUAUUUAAAAGCACGUUUGGAAACCUGCUAAGGCUGAGGUGACGAAAAGUGACAAAAAGCUCAGAAGAAUGAAGCAGAAGUGAUUAAACUAACUUAUCAGCAUUGACGUGUGACUGUGAAACUAUGAAAAAUUAACAUUUCUUCAGCUUCACCACAGUACACUUUACAUUUAAAGGUGUUACCUUUUUUGCUUAUAUUAUUAUGACUAUUAUUAUUAUUUAGAACUAGUAUUUUAGAAGCAAUAUUGUCAGUUUACAAAUUGGCUCAAAUCUUUGAGGAAUUAAACUGCAAACCACAACAAAAACAAAUUGUGAGAAACAAACUGAGAAUUGGAGUGGCUCUUGGGGGACCCCUGCUGGCUGGAGGCCUUAAGCAGCAAUGAUUUGAUCAUGUCCCUUCCUGUUUGCCUGCAGUCUAAAAGUUAAGGGACUUUUAGACCGUAAAAGUCCUGCCUUGUGGCCUGGAACUAAUAGUUCCCGUGUGUAUUAUCAACAACUAAAGGAAUUAAGUAUAAAAUGACCAAAGGAAAGGCUAGGGUCCAAAUAAGUGUGGUACUGGUAAUUUUGUGCAUAUAUAAAAAGAAUUGAAGGAAUUUAAUUUUUUUCUUCUAAAUACCUAUACCCAUAAAAGGCAGUUUCUUUUUCCAUUUUGUACUUUAAAAAAAUAUAUAUUUAUUUCAGGGCUUUUUAACAUUUUUUACCAGGGGUUCCAGUGGAUGUAAAGGUACUGCGGUCGUGGUUUCCACUUUGGAGACGUAUGUGAUGUGGACAGGUGUGGGAAAAUGUUUUGAAACACAAGAAUUAGUUGGAUAAAAAUGGUUUGGAAAUGGAGGGAACUAUAAGGAGGUUGUGUAGUUAUGGGGAAAUGAUCACCCUUUUGCAAAUCCAUACUCCUGAUCACAUUGUUUUCCUCUCAGUCAGCUCAGUAACAUAAAUCACUGUCAGCUAUAAAAACUCCCACAUCCAGAGCGGGUCAUAAAUUAAGAGUAGAUUGAUUUUUAAUGAGAUACCCGGUUUCAUGCAGGAUGCAGCAUAUCUGGUAUCUAAUAACAGUGUAUUUAUGUGUGUGUAUGCGUGUGUAUUGCAAUGUUUUGUUUCUCUGAUACUUGUACGUGAGACAGAUUUUUUGUUUUGUUUUUUUUGUUCAACUGUUGCCUUAGUGCUGACUGCCAAGCAAAAUGCAACCAUCAAAGGCGACACACUUGUCCCAACUUACACUUUUCCCUCCUAACCGUUUUCCACUAAAGUUCAUUUUUUUACAUUUUCUGCGGCUUUUGGUCUCAGAGGGCCCAAAAGAGAGAACGAAACCAAGCUUUAGUUAAAACGAUGCUGCAUUAUCAAUGCCACAUGUGUCGACGUUAUCAAAGGAACUCUUCGUCUCGGUUUUAUUUCAACAACAGGAUUCAAACAUGUACCUCCUGAGUAUUUAUGAACACGCAUUACUCUAUUUUCUUCCAAAGUAAUGUACACCUAUCUCUCUCUAUAAAUAUAUACAUAUGUGUAAAGCGAUAAUUCAGUGUUUGACAGAGAUUCUGCUUUAUUUUAGGGCAUUAUUCUAGUUAUGUAUAAUAAAAAAAAAUUAUAAUGAAAAGACAAGAUAAAAAAAUUCUAUUGUCUGUUGGUGUUAUUGUGAUAAGAUACAUAUGAUGAGGCUCCCUAUGCCUCAUCUUUUAUGUUGCUUUUGAGAUAGGGAGAUGUUUUUAUUUUUGGGAUAACAAUACCAUAACUACUAAAAUAAACAAAAAGAGAGAAAAAUUCUAAAGUAUAUUUACCCAUAUGUACUUUAUACCUCUGUGUAGUCGUAGAAAUGUGUGAUGUUUUCUCUGUGAGAUUUGUUAAACAAAGCAAGGUACGGCUUCAGAACAACAGUGUGUGUUUUUGAUGUAUCUGGUUUCAGUCAUAAAAAUAAAGAAAAUACUGAUAAAUA